AUGGAGCCCAAGUGGAAGACGCGGCAGGAGCAGCGCACGAACGGCAGCAUGGACGAGCCGCCCAUCCCGCCGUGGGGGUGGCCGGCGGGCGGCGACGUGCACCCCACGGCCCCUCUGUUCGCCCCUCCCCCCUCUGCUCUCCCCCUCCUCUGCUUGCCCCUCCCCUUGCUCAUUCCUCCCUCUGCUCUCCCCUCCUCUGCUUGCCCCUGCCCUUGCUCAUACCUCUUUCUGCUCUCCCCUCCCUCUGCUCGUCAACAGAAGAGAGACCCUGGAGUGGCGGCCGUGAGGGCACACUGCAGUGAGGCCACCCCGGACAGACGGAGGUGUUUCUCGUUCAAUGUAGCCCUCUUCACUCCCCUCCUCCUGCAAUCCUUCCCUGUGCUGUGCAUUCCUGCCCGCGCACAAGCAGAAGAGAGACCCGGGUGUGGCAGCAGUGAGGAUGGAGCUGGCGGAGCUGAUGAGCGCGUCUCCCUGGUGGCAGCGCAGGGGAGGGAGAGACCAUGUGCUAUGGAGAUGGCCGAGCGGAUGAGCGCGUCGCCCUGGUGGCAGCGGCGGGGAGGCAGGGACCACGUGCUGUGCGUCACCCACCCCAACGCCCUGGAAUCCGUGCGGCACCACAUGGCCGCUGCUGCCUUCGUUGCUGUUGACCUCGCCAGGUACGAACCGGGGGAGGCGGAUCUGCACAAGGACAUCAUAGCACCAUACGGGGCGCUGGUGGAGACUUACAGUGCAGAGGCUGAGAGGCGGGACGCUCAAGGAGGGGUAGAGAGGCUCGCUGCUGGGAGGGAUGGGGGCGGUGGUAGGGAGGGAGAGGAGGAGGAGGUAGAUAGAGAGGAGAUCAAGGAUAGCAGGGAAGGAGCUGUGGAGGAGGAGGGGGGAGAGGAAAAGGGUGAGGAGGAGAAGGAGAAGGGGAAGGGGAAGGGGAAGGGGGAAAAGGAGGAAGAGGGUGAGGAGGAGGAAAAGGAGGAGGAAAAGGAGGAGGAAGAGGGAAAGCAGGAAAAGGGAAAAGGGAAAAAGGUGGAAGAGGAGGGUGAGGAAGACGCUGAGGAGGAGGAGGAGGAGGAGGAGGAGGUAAAGGGGAAGGGGAAGGGGAAGGGGAAGGGGAAGGGGAAGGGGAAGGGGGAAAAAGAGGAGGAGGAGGAUGGCGAUGGGGAGGGAGAGAGGAGGCGGUUGGUGGGUGAACGGAGACGACUGGUGGGUGGGGGGCGAUCAGAUACGAGAGAGGUGGAGAGUGGGGGAGAGGAAGGGGGAGAUGGUGAGAAGGAUGGGAAGAGGAAGGAAGGAAAGGGGAAGGAAGGAAAGGGGAAGGAAGGAAAGGGGAAGGAAGGGGAGGACGGGGAGGAAGGAGAGGCUGCGAGUGAGGAAGAGGAGGGUGAUAGUGGUGAAAGGGACGGACAAAGGGAGGGAGGAGCCGCCGGAAGCAGAGAAGGAGCAGGAGGUGCUGCUGCUGUGGGUACGGGAGGGGCGGAUGCGGGUGUGUUUGCACGGCGCACCACACUGCUCUACUUUCAGGGCACUCUGCAGCGAAAGGACCGGCGCAAGGCCCUGUUCGACGAGCUACAGGGGGAGGCGGACGUGCAUGUGAGGGAGGCAUCGGGGUCCACCCAGUCCAUCCAGGAUUCCCAGGAGGGCAUGCGGCGGGCGCGCUUCUGCCUGCACGUGGAGGGAGACACACCCUCCUCCUCCCGUUUCUUCAACGCCAUCAUGAGUGGGUGUGUGCCGGUGGUCGUCAGCGAUCACGUGGAGCUGCCCUUCGAGUCAGCAAUUGACUAUUCCCGCAUUGCGCUCUUCUUCUCCCAAGAGGACGCCCUGGUCAAGGGCCGUCUGGUUUCCACACUGCGCCAGGUGUCGGAGCAUGAUUGGCUGGCGAUGUGGCACCAGGUGCACCAAGUACAGAAACACUUCGAGUUCCAGCAACCAGCGCGGGCAGGAGAUGCGGUGGACAUGGUGUGGCAGGAGGUGCGCAACCGACUGCCCAGCAUGCACCUCAUGGCUCACCUCCUCCAUACCAGCCUUCACACCCUUUUCGUGGUCAGCAUCAUCAUCCUUCUCACCUUCCUCAUCAUCCUUACCAUCCUUCCCCUUCCCAUCCUUUUCAUCCUCAUCACCAUCACCAUGCUUGUCCAUCCCAUGCUCAUCCUCCUUGUCCUCAUCCUUAACGCAGUGCUCAAGCCCCUCUCGCACCCACCCCCGUGCAAUCCGCAGCUGCUGCUUCGCUCGCAUCAAGUCCGCAGCGCAUGUGGCUAG
This is a messenger RNA of Closterium sp. Naga37s-1, 2247 nucleotides long. Lineage: Eukaryota; Viridiplantae; Streptophyta; Zygnematophyceae; Desmidiales; Closteriaceae. The record is from the annotation of a GenBank genome assembly.